CUCACAGAGAGCGUGCGUUGGUGUAUAACGGGACUUCCAGUGGCCGCUACGGUGCCGGUCACAACGCGGAAAGAGCUCGCCACGAGCAAGCGCUCGUGUCUAUGCUGCCUGCAACUGUCGCGAGGCCCCAUUUCGUGAGUGCCUGACUUCAACAUUUGUCACAUACUCCCCAAAAAGUUGCCGGGAAAACUACCGCCAGCAACGUCUCGGUUAUACACUGGCCUCUGCUUCGCAAGCGUGCAGCCGAAACGGCAGGUCCUCCUAAGUAAACGGAUUUUGGCGGUACCGCCCCGAGAAGCUGCAGCCCACCGAAAGAACGCCCGCCGAUCGGUCGUGUGAAAGCUGCACCGCCACUUGAUUUCGGCGAGGCUUGAGCCAUUGUUGAAGGUUGAACUUGUCCGCUACAAGACGUUACCUCCGUUGCCGUUUGUGACUGAAGCGUCAACGAUUUUCCCCUGACAAUGCCUGUGGAGCGCGUCGAAUUGUCGUCCACGUGCUCGUGCCCUGCAAUGGAACCUCUCUACUUGGGCGAAAGGAGUCUUCCGGUUAGACUUUUGACUUGAGCUAAGUCUGGACGUGCCACUGAGGGCGAAACGUAAGUUUGCCAGGCGAGAGUGUCGGUGCGUUUGUCUGCUUCGUGACUCGAAAGAUUCCUGCCGCCAAUUAACACGCCUCAGACUGUGGCAACGGGUCGUUUCGGAAGCGUGUGAAAGUUCUUUGUCGAUGCUCAUCGGGCCUCCCAUUGUGCUCUGUGGAAGAAAUCGCUCAGUGCUCGAGCUGAGCCCGCAGCCAAGUAAACUUCAAGUUGCGAGGGUAUAAGAGACGUUUGGCUCGACCACCUGUCUACACUGAAAGUGUCUGCAACCGACCGGCGGAUCGAGGCGCCGGUAUUGAAACUCGAGCAACUUCACCGGUUGGCCGCUACGUGGUGGAUCGCCGCUCCAAGCUGAGAGAGACCUCCCGAAUCCGGUUUUCUGUCGGCGCGCGUGGGAGCCAAGCCGCCGUGUUGCUUUUGAUUCAACGAGUGCGCGACGGAAGAGCAAAGGAAAACCGAGUACGCAAACCGGACUGUCCUGCCAACGCUGUGAAAAGUGGGUCGCGCCGUGGACGGAUGAAGUUAGCGCCAACGAGUUGAGAGUUCGCGACAGCGCAGCGAGGUGGAGCCACUGCCGUUGAAUCUCCCGAUGCUGCGUCUGGAGUCGUCUGCUUCGUGCGAACAACGAUCCAGAUGCCGCGCGCGGCGGAGACUGGCUCGCCGAAGUCGUCUCUGGAGCGCCGCGAGGCUACGUCACUGCCCGUCGUGCUGGCGCUGUUCGCGGUGUCGACGUUCACGGACGUCAGCAAGAUGAUCUGCAGCUACUCGCUUCGCUACCACAACGACGGUGCCUACCCGAUGAACCAGUCGCUCAUGGUGGCGCUGACCGAGGUGGUCAAGUGCGUGCUCGUGGCCGUCGCGCACGUGGUCACGAGUGGCUCUCUGCGCAUGCGCCCAUCGGUCAAGUUCCUGCUGCCCUCGCUCAUCUACAUGCUCACGAACAACAUCUUCUUCUUCGCGCUGAACUACGUGACGCCCGCGGUGUGGCUCGUGUUUACCCAGUGCAGGAUCUUCCUCACGCUGCUCGUGUACAAGUACCCGUUCGGCAGACACGUGACCCGAGCGCAGUGGACUGCUGGCGCCCUCAUCGUGGUGGCCGUGGUGGGCAGCCAGGCGGACGCCCUGAUCAGCCAUGCGCGGUCCGCAUCAGUGGCCACAGCCCUGGCGCUGGCACUGCUCUGCGGGUCCCUCUCCACUGUGGCGGCUGUCUACACAGAGUACUUCUUUAAGAACGACAGUCGCACCAUUUGGGAGCAGCAGUUCCAGAUGUACUUCGGCACCGCCUUCAUCUCCGGCGCAGCUGCUUUGUUUUCCACAGAGUCACUCGUCUCCACAGACGAGCUGACCGGCCGGGUGCGGAAUUUCCUGGUCGCCACCGUGGUGUUCAGCGCCGCGUACGGCCUGUGCGUGGCGCUUGUUGUGACGCGGCUCGACAACGUGGUCAAGUACCACCUGUCGGCCACUUCCAGCGUGCUCAACACGAUCGCCUCGGCCGCCCUGUUCCCGGACCAGUUCCGCGUCACGCCGGUUUACGUCGUCUCGUUCGUCGUGCUGAUGGUGGCCAUCUACCUUUACGAGAAGAAGAGCUUCGCGCUGCCCGACUGCUUAGACCGCUGGCGUCACGACAGCUCCAAGCGUGUCGGCCUGACGACAGUGUCAGUUACAGGCGAUGACCCCUACGACGCCGAGGACGUUGACAACGAGAAGGUGCCACUUGUCGAAUCGGGUCGAGCCUGACUGUGACGUGAUGCGGACAACCCAAGUCUUGUAUGGUGUGCUGUGACAUUAACCCUUCAUCAUCAUGUUGUUCACUGGUCUUGUUGGAUAAUCAUUCACUGGCCUAUUUUAAUUACACAUUCAUCUAAUCGUAA
This is a messenger RNA of Dermacentor albipictus, 2466 nucleotides long. Its product is annotated as CMP-sialic acid transporter-like. Lineage: Eukaryota; Metazoa; Arthropoda; Arachnida; Ixodida; Ixodidae. Gene Ontology annotation, biological process: pyrimidine nucleotide-sugar transmembrane transport. The record is from RefSeq and is a predicted model, not a curated record. Gene Ontology annotation, cellular component: Golgi membrane. Gene Ontology annotation, molecular function: pyrimidine nucleotide-sugar transmembrane transporter activity.